Cephus cinctus (wheat stem sawfly) is the source of this 1971-nucleotide messenger RNA. RefSeq names its product cdc42 homolog. The transcript has 5 exons. The record is from RefSeq and is a predicted model, not a curated record. Bases 113 to 688 code for a protein of 191 amino acids. Gene Ontology annotation, biological process: small GTPase-mediated signal transduction. Lineage: Eukaryota; Metazoa; Arthropoda; Insecta; Hymenoptera; Cephidae. Gene Ontology annotation, molecular function: GTPase activity; GTP binding.
CUUUCUACGAGAGUUGGAAUUUUCUGACAGUGAAGUGUUGUCGACGCCCAGUUGCUUGUGAGUUGCUGAAUUUAAUUUUAUAUAUUAUUAUCAAAGAUAGCAAAACGCAGAAAUGCAGACAAUAAAGUGUGUUGUGGUAGGUGAUGGAGCUGUGGGUAAAACAUGCCUGCUAAUAUCAUACACUACCAACAAGUUUCCAUCGGAGUAUGUCCCUACUGUAUUCGACAAUUAUGCUGUGACAGUCAUGAUUGGUGGGGAACCGUACACUCUAGGAUUGUUUGACACAGCUGGCCAGGAAGACUACGACAGACUGCGGCCUUUGAGUUACCCGCAAACUGACGUAUUCCUUGUGUGUUUUUCUGUCGUAUCACCAUCAUCCUUUGAAAACGUUAAAGAAAAGUGGGUGCCGGAGAUAACACAUCAUUGUCAAAAGACACCGUUCUUACUGGUUGGCACCCAAAUCGAUUUGCGAGACGAUGCGACGACCAUUGAGAAGCUCGCGAAAAACAAACAAAAGCCAAUCACAUCAGAACAGGGUGAAAAGCUUGCAAAGGAGCUUAAAGCUGUUAAAUAUGUCGAAUGCAGCGCUCUGACACAGAAAGGAUUGAAGAACGUCUUCGACGAAGCAAUCCUGGCAGCUUUAGAACCACCAGAACCUGUAAGGAGAAGAAAGUGUGUCAUCUUGUAGGGGGCUGUGCGUCUUUCCGUCUUAUCUUGAAACAAUUGGCUCGUUGCGCCCUACUUUGUAAGUUUCAUUAUUGAAUACACAUAAGAAUAUGCAUAUGUAGGCGACCAAAAAGUAGCCACGAAGACAUUCUAAAGUCGAAUCAGUUACAGAGUUUAUUCUAAUAAACCUUGCGGAAUUUGUCUCUCGUACAAAAGCUUCUACGCCAGUACCGAAACUUAUUACAGUUGCAUGUAUAUAAGACGCGAUAUCGGACACGCGAAUAAAUCCAAAUUUAAUAAGUGAUUUUUAUGCAGAUUUUAAGUGAGACGUGCAUGCUCAAAUUUUUAUUUUUAUUUUUAUUCCUACAGUCUUAUGCGUGCAUUCUAUCAACACCAUUGUGCCAUAUCUACCUCACGUCACACGUAUUACCAAUUUCUCUUUAUCACAUUGCUGAGCUUAAUCUGAAUUCGGUAAUCCAGAUAUACUGCGAACAGUAUAAUUCAAAAGAGCGCGACAAGCAUUUAGGGUGUAUGGCAACUAGGGAGCACGAGCUAUAGGGAAGUCAUUUAAAUUGAGAGUUCAUGCGGAACAUUUCUGUUUAGGAUGGACUACGGUAUUGAAUAUGAAUACUUUUUACGAUCGCAUAAACAAAACGAAUCGACCAUCCUGGACUGGAGCAAUCCCCUGUGAGUUGUAAUCGGGAUGCCAGCCUCUCAAAUAUAUAGUAAAAAAAAUUAAGGCAUUUCUAAUAAUAAGUUACUAAUGUGAAUUUUUUAAUAAAUUAAAAAUUAAAAGAUCAUCAAGUAUACUUUUCUUGUUUAGAAGUCACGAACAAAGGAGAGAGGUUUACAUGAAUACUACUUUUUUAUUAUUUUCUGAUAAAAUUAAAUUAAAUUUUUCCAUACUUCGUUUCCAUUAUAAAUAGCCUGUUUCACGCGCGUCGCACAAAAUUCAAGUGGCACGUCAAUUGCAAAUUGACCAAACACAGACGCGCGAAAACUUAUCGAGUGAUCCUUUAAGUGGAUUUUUAACUCCACGUAAAUCCCUGCACAUAUGGGCAUUAUUCCUGAACGAUAGACUCUAACAAAAAUAAGAAAACUCUCUUUCCCCGUAAGUUUGCAUCUUUAUAAAUAUAUACAUAUUAUAUUAACUGUAUGACAAAGUAUUGUCUGAAUAUGAAGAAACCGAAUUUAAUUUGAUUUCCUUUAUCGGUCAUUUGUAUGGUGCUCGAUAGAUGCACCUUUGGAAAGUACAAUAUUAUAUUAUACUAACAUUAAAAUUCACAUAAAAUGUUUCAUAACCGA